Messenger RNA from Prunus dulcis (almond), 1705 nucleotides. Its product is annotated as GDP-fucose transporter 1. The record is from RefSeq and is a predicted model, not a curated record. NCBI's taxonomy places the organism in Eukaryota, Viridiplantae, Streptophyta, Magnoliopsida, Rosales, Rosaceae. Bases 430 to 1482 code for a protein of 350 amino acids. The transcript has a single exon. Gene Ontology annotation, molecular function: antiporter activity; GDP-fucose transmembrane transporter activity. Gene Ontology annotation, cellular component: Golgi apparatus.
UUCUAUUCUUUUAUCGGUCUCUCUCCCUGUUCUGCAAGGCUCUCUCUCUCUGUGUUCUUCUCCCCCAUUUCGCUUCUCUAAGCUUUCCAAAGCUCUCUCUGAGAUCUCAGCCUCCACAGCGAGGCCAUCCUUUGCUUCCUUCUGCUUCAAGAUCCGCGCUUUUCUAUGUGUCGGUGAUGUACAAUUUAUUCUCUAUCUAUACAUUUCAAUCCAAUAUAUCGUCGUUUUAUGUAUUAAUUUCUUGACCAAUAUAGCAGAUCGGCAUAAUCUUCAAUACCCAUAUGUUGGAUUUUCUAUGAAGUUCUUGCCUCUUCAUUCUCAUUCACUUAACCUUUCAUAGCGCUGUCUUUCACUGUAUAUGUACUUGAAAUUUUUGAAGAUCUGCUAGAUUUUGCUCUGAAUUUGAAUUGGGUGCAUUAGUUAGUCUCAAUGUCUUCUAUUAGAGUUGAUUCAACUAAGCCGUACUUCGCCACGAGCAGUCUCGUGGUUGGGUAUGCACUCUGUUCCAGCUUGUUAGCUGUGAUAAACAAGUUUGCCAUUACCAAAUUCAACUACCCUGGCCUUUUGACCGCACUGCAAUACCUUACUUCUGCUUUGGGAGUUUGGGCUCUGGGAAAGUUUGGAUUUUUACACCAUGAUCCCUUCUCACUCCAGACGGCCAAGAAGUUUUUGCCUGCUGCCUUUGUGUUCUACCUUGCAAUCUUUACCAACACUAAUCUUCUUCGCCAUGCCAAUGUGGAUACGUUUAUAGUGUUUAGAUCAUGCACACCCCUUUUGGUUGCGCUAGCGGAUACUGCCUUUAGGAAACAGCCAAUCCCAUCUAAGCUUACCUUUGUGUCGUUGUUGAUCAUUUUGGGCGGAGCUGUUGGCUAUGUGGCCACUGAUUCGGGUUUCACUCUGACCGCUUAUUCAUGGGCAUUUGCAUAUUUGGUGACCAUUACAACUGAGAUGGUUUAUAUUAAACAUAUGGUCACUAAUCUCGGGUUGAACACAUGGGGUUUUGUGUUGUACAACAAUCUGUUGUCACUAAUGAUGGCCCCACCGUUUUGGAUUAUAACGGGAGAGUAUGCUGAAGUGUUUGGUGCUUUGGGAUCGAAUGCUGCGAAUUUCUUUGAACCUGGUGCACUUUUCGCGGUCUCACUGUCGUGUGUGUUUGGAUUGCUCAUCAGUUUCUUUGGGUUUGCAGCUAGGAAGGCAAUCUCUGCAACAGCAUUUACAGUGACUGGUGUUGUUAAUAAGUUUCUUACGGUUGCCAUCAAUGUGCUGAUUUGGGAUAAGCAUGCCAGUCCUUUUGGUUUGCUCUGCCUCCUCUUAACAAUUGUAGGGGGUGUUCUUUAUCAGCAGUCAGUGACUGGAGCUGGCAGUGCCCCAUCCCAGCGGGAAACAGCAGUGUCUAAGCAGACUCCCGUCGAGAAUGAUGGUGAUGACUUUCCUGAAGAAAAUCAAGGGAAGGCAGUUUCUGGUAAACUUGCUUCUGUAUGAGAAUUCCAUUCCUGCCUGGUCAUAUUUUAGCUACUGGUGAAGCGGCAGUGCAUGUUUGAAGUUUUAUCUUUAGCAUUUAGUAUCUUAGGAAUUUUUCUGUAUCUGGUUUACACACGAAUUAUGUUCUUACAAUUUGAUAUCUGGGAGCACUUCAGCUGAUCUUUUCACCAGUGAUUAAUGACAAUGCCAUUGUUUUUAUCUGGAAAUUAUUUGGUGUCUGAUU